Gopherus evgoodei (Goodes thornscrub tortoise) is the source of this 2842-nucleotide messenger RNA. It is a transcript of the gene NIPAL2, whose product is annotated as NIPA like domain containing 2. The coding region runs from base 222 to 1337 and encodes 371 amino acids. Gene Ontology annotation, molecular function: magnesium ion transmembrane transporter activity. Gene Ontology annotation, cellular component: membrane. Gene Ontology annotation, biological process: magnesium ion transport. The record is from RefSeq and is a predicted model, not a curated record. Lineage: Eukaryota; Metazoa; Chordata; Testudines; Testudinidae. The transcript has 11 exons.
UCCCAGCAGUAGCUCGCCUCCCUCCCCCGACUCCACAUACACCUGUGCAAUGUCCGGGCAGCAGUAGGUGCAGAGGAGUGUGUCAUACAAGCAGAAUUUCCUACUCCCAAACCGUCCCGAACCAGGAAGUGACUAAAGUCUUCACGCUCCUCUCCUGAGAGCAACACGUCCCCGCCUGCUCAUGGCACUGCCUGCGGCGGAGUCCUCCGGGGGCACAACUGAUGGCUGGAGAAAUGCACGUCCUGACCACAUUGGACCAUCUGCCCUGGAACUCCACCUCUGCGGAGCAAGGGGCCAGAAAUGGGUCCCAGUCCCACUUUUGGUACAACACAAACAAGACUCAGCUCUUGGGUGUUUUGCUGGCAAUCACUGGAAAUUUUCUGAUUAGUAUCUCUUUGAAUAUCCAGAAAUAUGCUCAUCUCCGACUGGCAUGCCAAGCAAAUCAAAAGCCCUAUUACGCAAGCAAGCUGUGGUGGUGUGGAAUUAUCCUCAUGGGGCUUGGAGAGUUGGGGAAUGCUGCAGCUUAUGGAUUUGCUCCAGCCACCCUUAUAGCUCCAUUAGGAUGUGUCUCCGUCAUAGGCAGCGCGUUUAUAUCUGUCUUAUUCCUAAAAGAAACCAUGAGGGCUGCUGAUAUGUUAGGUGGAACCCUGACAAUUGCAGGAACAUAUUUGUUGGUGACAUUCGCUCCAAAUGUAACCCAGGAGUUCACGGCAACUAAAAUACAGAAUUAUUUAAUUAGCUGGCAGUUUCUGAUCUAUGUGAUCUUAGAAAUAAUAAUAUUCUGCAUUCUUCUGUAUUUCUGCGAAAGAAAGGAUGUGAAGCACAUUGUGGUUUUGUUAAUGAUGGUAGCACUACUAGCAUCAUUGACUAUCAUUUCAGUAAAGGCUGUGGCAGGCAUGAUAACAUUCUCUGCAAAGGGCAAAAUGCAGCUGACAUACCCCAUUUUCUAUAUCAUGUUCAUUAUUAUGGUGACAUCUUGUGUUUUCCAAGUCAAGUUCUUAAACCAAGCUAUGCAGCUCUACAAUGCAACAGUCGUUGUGCCGAUUAACUUUGUGUUCUUCACCACCAGUGCCAUCAUUGCAGGGAUCAUAUUUUAUCAGGAAUUCCAAGGUGCAGCUUUGCUGAGUGUGUUCAUGUUUCUAUUUGGGUGUCUUCUGUCGUUUCUUGGCGUGUUUGUAAUCACACGAAAUCGAGAAGAGGAGCAUUUGCAAAUUCCUUAUAUUGAUUGUGGACACAUUCCUGGAAAAAACAAAAUUGACAAAAUACAGCCGGAUUCAAACAGCUUAUCCUAUGGCACUUUGCAUGACGAAGAUGACUGGACGAGCGCUCAGAGCUAAGAGCAGCUUCAGUUCCAGGAACUCUCUAUUCAUUGACAUCAUAUUCAUUACCCCAUGUUGAUUGCAUAUAUUCAGUGUGUGUGUCAUGUUAUUUUAUGUUUAGCACCCUUAGUGUUAUUUAAGUAUCCUCAAGUAUCCCCUGCCUAUCACAAAUGUGUUACGAUGAGCAAGGAGGGCUAUAAAGCUAGUAACCGUUAAAUGGAGCUGGACAUUUUCCUGAUAAAACACCUCUUACUGGUGGUUUAGGGUCAGGUUUUUAAAGGUAUUUAGAUGCCUAAAGAUGCAACUAGCCACAUAGUAGGAUUUUCAAAAGCACCCACUUCACCUGCCUGUUUUUAUAGGUGCUUAAUUCCUUUAAAAAUCAGUCAUCAAAAUAUAGUGUGUUUCUAUGUAAGCAUCCGUUGGGAGAAAUCCUGCUUGCCUUAUUCAUACAGCUAGUCCCAUUACCUUCAAAGGAACUAUACAUGUGAGUAAGGUGAGUGGGAUUUGUUCCAAUACAUAUAUAUGGAUGCAUACACAUGGUAUGUAAUUUAUGUUGAGAUACGGUAAAAGGCUUGGUAUUAUAAAUUCCUCCAAAGGAGUCCUCUGAGAGGGGAGCUUGUCUCUGUCCUGCUGGAUUGGAGCAGCAAGCAGCUAUUUCAAUACAAUAUGUUCUGAGCCUUACCCCCUGUGUCUUCAUUAAAUGUUUUUGGUGGGGAUUUUGAAGAGGUUACACACUAUUCCAAUAGAGGAAUGGGAAGCCAACCUGUUGUAUUUUGAAUAGGCUUGACUGGGGAAAAAGUGAGUUCAAUAUAUGGGGCAAAAAUGUUGUGAGGGUAAAAGAAUCAGGAUCACGAAGGAUAAGCCACUGGGCUAAAAUAUAUCUUUUUCCUUCCUACAAAGACUUCCCUGCAUUAAGCUAGAGAGCUAGUACUGGCAGCAGCUGUGGUCAUGUAGAAUGAGUUUGGCGCUUUGAGUCAGAAGGUUGUAAUCCUACUGUAGCUGCUGACUCACAGGAGAAAGUUACUUACGGCCAUAGGGAGCUACACAGCCUCAGUUUCUGCUUCUGUCUGAUAAUACUGAUCUACCUCAUGGGCAUGUUGUGAGGAUUAGAUGGGUGCUUUGGGGGGAAAGAAGAAGCACUUUAUAAGUGUUCAGGGUUACUAUCUCAGCCUUGUACAAAAACAUUUGGCUCUUUUUAAAGUGCAUGUCAUAUAUCAUAUGCAGCUAUCUUCAGUGGGGUCUGCUGAAUGAUGCCUCCUUUAAACAAUAUUUUUGUAAUCAUGCUCCAAUACGUCUGUUUGUCUAUGGUGCCACAGGACUCUUUGCUGCUUUUACAGAUCCAGACUAACAGGACUACCCCUCUGAUACUUUAUUUUAGAAGAGAUCCAGUCAAAGCGACUAGAGUAGUUUAACACUGUGAUUUGUUUAUAAGACAUGUUGAAGUACCUAGAGAAUGGUGGUACAUUUUGCUAUACAUUAAUCUUCCUACAUCCAAGAUUCAGGGCAUUUUUUUUAAUUUAUGA